Messenger RNA from Penicillium maclennaniae, 2319 nucleotides. RefSeq lists its product as uncharacterized. NCBI's taxonomy places the organism in Eukaryota, Fungi, Ascomycota, Eurotiomycetes, Eurotiales, Aspergillaceae. The transcript has a single exon. Bases 1 to 2319 code for a protein of 772 amino acids. The record is from RefSeq and is a predicted model, not a curated record.
AUGGGUGUUUACAAUAGCCUCAUCCUUUCCGUCAUGGCCGCCGCCAAUACCUCUUUCUUUUUCACUACCGGUGCUGAGAUUCACUGGCGCCAGGCUGGUGGCUUUAACCGCGAUCCUGCCUCGAUCCACACACUCCUUACCGGUCUGACCGGCCUUGUUCUUGUCGAAAUUUUAUACAUUCUUACAGCCGCAGUGACAACACCGUAUAUUUACAACGUGGUGGGCUAUAUCAUUGGAACCUGGGCCAUUGUUCUUGCGGCUGCUUUCAAGCCUCUGGCCAACACAAUGGCUAAUCGAUGGGGCAAGCCUCUGGUUAACAAGAUCGCGAGUCGAUGGAGCCCAGGAAAAAAGAUUUUCGAGCGGCUCAAGAUUUACGAACCCGUACCACUCGGUGACUAUGAUGAAGAGGAGGAUAAGGCCGGCCUCCAUGCUGCGCCUCUUCUUGAUCACGCGGCGCCUCAUCUCGUUGAGAAUAAUCGUAAAAAAAUCUGGCUCAAACGUGCAUUCGUUCUCAUUCCGACCGGCCUCAUUUUCUUCCUUCGCCUGAUUCGGCCCUACGACGAGUCAUACUGGUUCCUUUCCCAAACGAUCGUCAUCUCCCCUUUCGCCGGAGUGGACUCUAAAGGCAAGCUUGCGAGCAUGGCCGAACAUCCCGAGAUCGAUGGCAAAUCUACGGCCUUGACUGCAACUCCUAAAUUUGACUGGAUGCCACAGGGUGAAUGGCCGGGAUUCAGAGAUUGGCAGGAUGACAAGUAUCCGCACUACAACUCAUCAUACGACCCUCUCCAUAUCUCAAAUCUCGAUCAAGAAAUUCUCGAACCUCUCCGCGCUGUGCUGGCAAAGGGAGAUGUCAAGAUUAAGCACGUUCUGGUCUUCAAAAUGGAGAGCACUCGGCAGGAUGUCUUCCCUUUCAAGAAUGGCAGCUACUUCCACGAACGCGUCAAGCAGUCCUACGGCGAUGAGAACAUUCCUGACCAGGUCCAGAAGCAUUUGGCAAAUUUGACACGCACUGCCGAGCGUCUGACAGGCGCCCAGUCGGGCUUCAAUCCCAACAAUCUCGUCAAGCCUUACGGAGGUAUCAGUAUGACUAACUCGUACACCGGUGGCACUUUCACAUUGAAAAGUAUCGAGGCCACCACCUGCGGACUUUCCCCCCUUGUGGUCGAUUUCAACCACGAAUAUGAGCACCACAUCUACCAGCCUUGCAUGCCUCACGUUCUUGACGUCCUAAGUGCGAGUACCAACAACAGCAAGAGCAAUGACUUUGUUGAUUGGCCAUGGCGCCCACGCUUUAUGCAGACCAUCACCGAUACUUAUGACCAUCAAGACCGCCUCACCCCCGCAUUGGGCUUCCGUGAUGAGAACAUCCUGACGAUGGAAGACAUUGAUGAGCAACACACAAAUGAUACGACCUGGAAAACCGAGAAGUAUAACUUCUGGGGCUACCCCGAUAAGGAGCUGGGUGGCUACCUCAAGGACGCAAUCCUUGAAGCCGAGCACAAGCACGAGCGUCUCUUUGUGACUCACCUCACUGGAAUUACGCACCAUCCCUGGGACCUACCUCCCAAAGUGGAUUACCAUGAGAUGAUCGGAUCGGUCACGAACUCUUUCGGCGGGAAGAAUGACGGACUGAACCGGUACUUGAACACAGUCGCGUUCAACGACAGAUGGUAUGCACGUGUCCUCGAGAUCCUGAAAGAGACAGGUGUCGCCGACGAGACUCUUUUCAUCCUGACCGGUGACCACGGAGUCUCUCUUCUUGAAGAUGGCAACGUCACCCCCUACGACAACCCUCUCGUCACCAACUUCCACGUUCCUCUCGUCUUCGCGCACCCCAAACUCCCCGUCAUUGAAUUGAACUCCUCCGUGACAUCCGUCCAAAUUCUCCCGACUAUUCUCGAUCUCCUCAAGGAGUCCGGAUCCCUGGACAGACACAGCGCCCGCGCGAUCAGCGACCUCCUUCCAAUGUACGAGGGUCAGUCAAUCAUUCGACCGAUCGUCGAGAAGGAAGACGACAAAUUGUAUUGGCAGUUCACAGUCAUGAAUACGGGCGGUUCCAUGGUUGCCAUGCGCUCAGCCGACAAACAAUAUCGGCUCAUCGUGCCCCUCGUCCCCGAGGUGGAGUGGCGCUUCACCGACGUUGCAAAGGACCCCCAAGAGGAGAAACCCAUUAAAUCAUUCACAUUGGACCUUCUCAUCUCUGCCAUCGCCACAAGACAUGGCAAGGAAGCCGUGGAAUGGACCCAUGACGCCGCUCGCGCGGCUCAGUGGUGGGUUCGCGAUAAUUGGCGGCGGUACGAGUUCGAUCCGUCGGCAUAA